UUUCAGAACUACCAAUCUAAAAAAAAUCUGCAGUCAGGUGAUGAAUUUUGUGUGACAGUUCUUGAUUUCAAUAAUUUUACCAAAAAAAUAAUUGUUUUCCACUAAGAUGGCCCUGCAAGCUGCUGUUAAGGGAAAACUAAUCAGCGUUAUUGGUGAUGAGGACACUUGUGUUGGAUUCCUCUUGGGAGGUAUUGGCGAAAUCAACAAGAACAGACACCCCAAUUUCAUGGUAGUUGACAAAAACACACCUGUCAGUGAAAUCGAGGACUGUUUCAAAAGGUUCACAAAGCGGGAUGAUAUUGAUAUCAUCCUCAUCAAUCAGAAUAUUGCGGAACUGAUCAGGCAUGUAAUAGAUGCACACGUAGCCCCAGUGCCAUCAGUGUUGGAGAUUCCCUCCAAGGACCACCCAUAUGAUGCAAGCAAGGACUCCAUUUUACGUCGUGCCAAGGGCAUGUUCAACCCAGAAGAUUUGGUACGCUAAAAGUGUUAAUGUUACUGCAUGGUGGUUCUGACCCUAAUCAGACGGCACAUAUAUUGCCUAAAUUAUGGAUACCGACUAACAUCUAAUUUAUUUUAAAAUUUGCAUUUAACAUUUGAUUCCCGUGUGCAAUUUUGUGAGCCCAUUUAAUUUUAUAUUAAAUUAAAAAACUAAAUUAAUAAACAUUCCACAAAGUAUUUUAUGAAAUAUAAUUUAUUCAUUUUUUAGUGCAAUGCCUAAGUAUUUUUUUCUUUUAAUCACAUUGUAUAAAUUGUUGAAAUUUUAAUAUAGUAUAUGGACAACUGAAAUGAGUUUUAUUUACAUCUUAAAGAGUGUGCAUGGCAUGGUGUGUAUUUUAUAUAUUUAUUAUGUAUCCAACAGUAUAUUUUAUUUAUCUAUCCAAAGUAUCUUUUCUUUUCAGUCUAUGUUUGGAGCUGAAAACUACUCUACAUAAUUACUUGUAAGCUUAAAUGUAUUGGUUAUAAAAUAAAAAUAUCAUAUAAUUAA
Pieris rapae (cabbage white) is the source of this 985-nucleotide messenger RNA. It is a transcript of the gene Vha14-1, whose product is annotated as V-type proton ATPase subunit F. Gene Ontology annotation, cellular component: membrane; proton-transporting V-type ATPase, V1 domain. Gene Ontology annotation, biological process: proton transmembrane transport. Lineage: Eukaryota; Metazoa; Arthropoda; Insecta; Lepidoptera; Pieridae. The record is from RefSeq and is a predicted model, not a curated record. Bases 107 to 481 code for a protein of 124 amino acids. Gene Ontology annotation, molecular function: proton-transporting ATPase activity, rotational mechanism. The transcript has 4 exons.